This is a messenger RNA of Anolis carolinensis (green anole), 5021 nucleotides long. RefSeq names its product Myb like, SWIRM and MPN domains 1 (gene mysm1). The transcript is spliced from 20 exons. The record is from RefSeq and is a predicted model, not a curated record. NCBI's taxonomy places the organism in Eukaryota, Metazoa, Chordata, Lepidosauria, Squamata, Anolidae. Bases 71 to 2533 code for a protein of 820 amino acids. Gene Ontology annotation, molecular function: protein binding; metallopeptidase activity.
GCAUGCCCAGUUGGAGACGGAAGUUCCGGCCUUUGGGCGCUGCUUCCUGUUUCUUCUCAGGGCGGCCAGGAUGGAGGCUGUGGAGGAGUUGGAUAUCGAUGUGGAGGGAGACGUAGCGGCCGCAGCGCAAACGGGAAAUUAUGACGAUCCAUCAUCCAGCUUGCUGCAAGAUCAUUACUUGGAUUCGACGUGGAGAACUGACAUGGGACUUCCAUGGAGUCUUGAUCACACAAUUAGUGAAGAAAACAAGGCCGCAAUUGAGAAGAUGUUAUUGGAAGAAGAAUACUAUUUGUCAAGUAAAUCGCUUCCGGAAAAGCUUUGGCAGGAACUGAAGGAAAGUGAUAAAAAGUGCAUGAAAAGUCCACACAAGAAAGAGGCGAAACUCAUGUUACGCUCUCCGCCAAAAUCAGCUACUGGAUCAUUGAAGUGGACAACAGAAGAGAAAGAGCUUUUUGAACAAGGACUGACUAAAUUUGGCAGAAGAUGGACAAAAAUUUCCAUGAUGAUUGGAAGUCGCAAUGUUCUUCAAGUAAAGAGUUAUGCCAGGCAGUACUUUAAGAACAAGGCCAAGACUGAUGGCCCAGAGAAAGUGGAGCAACGGGGACCAUAUGUCAGCAUUCCUGUUCCUAGCAGCAAUGAGGAUGAUGAAGGAAAGACGGUGGCAUGGGCAACUACGCUCUUAAGAGGCCGGGCAGAUCCUAACUUGAAUGCAGUGAAAAUUGAAAAAUUAUCAGAUGAUGAAGAAGUAGAUAUUACAGACGAAAUGGAUGAGCUGCUUUCUCACAUUCCUCAACAAGAAUCUGGGAAGUGUGAGUUGUUUGAUACUCCAAAGAGUCCAUCCACACAAAGUAAUUGGACAGUGCCCGCUUUGGAUUCUGAGGAACACACACCGGCUGCCCUUCUCUUAACUGCAAAAUACAGUCCAAAGCCAGAGGAAAGCCCAGCUGAGACUCCAGAGACUGUGGUGCCGUCUUCGGAGAACAAUAGUCAUGAUCCACUGAAGCCCGAGAACGAGGAGGGUGACGAAGUAAGGACACCUGAUUGGUUUUCCUGCCCAGAGCUUUGUGGAGAACAAAGAGAUUUCAAUGAAAACAGUAUUCUUGCCCAUCCUUCUGAGCAGCCAGAAGAGGAUAGCCACAUGAACGCUGAGGAGCUUAAGCCGCCUGAUCAAGAAGUGGAAAUAGACAGAAAUGUGAUAUCAGAAGAAGAAAAACAAGCGAUACCAGAGUUUUUUGUGGGACGCCAGGCUAAAACACCUGAACGCUACCUGAAAAUUAGAAACUAUAUUUUAGAUCAGUGGGAAAGAAGCAAACCAAAAUACUUGAACAAAACUUCAGUACGCCCAGGGUUGAAGAACUGUGGUGAUGUCAACUGCAUCGGACGCAUACACACAUACCUGGAAUUGAUAGGAGCAAUUAACUUUGGAUGUGAGCAGGCUGUUUAUAACAGGCCACAGACUACUGACAAAAUGCGCCCCAGAGAAGGCAAGGAUGCUAUUGAUGCGUAUCAGCUUGUGCAACGGCUGCAGUCUAUGCGUACAAGGAGGCGGCGAGUCAGAGACCCCUGGGGAAAUUGGUGUGAUGCCAAAGAUUUGGAAGGACAGACAUUUGAGCACCUUUCUGCUGAGGAACUAGCAAAAAGAAGAGAAGAUGAGAAGUUUAAAGUGCCAAAAGCCACUAAAGGACAAAGACAUACCAAAAGUUCAUUUGAUCCCUUUCAGCUGAUCCCUUGCUGUUCCUUCACAGAAGAGAAACCAGAGCCAUUCCAAGUGAGAGUAACUGCAGAGGCACUUCUGAUUAUGGAUUUGCACGCUCAUGUAUCCAUGGCAGAGGUAAUAGGUUUGCUUGGUGGAAGAUACUCUGAAACGGAAGGAAUAGUUGAAGUCUGUACAGCAGAACCGUGCAAUAGCCUCAGCACAGGGUUGCAGUGCGAAAUGGACCCAGUGUCUCAAACGCAGGCCUCAGAGGCACUCGCUGCUCGAGGCUUCAGCGUCAUUGGCUGGUAUCACUCUCAUCCUGCCUUUGACCCUAAUCCCUCAAUACGAGAUAUUGACACACAGGCAAAAUACCAGAGCUAUUUCUCAAGAGGUGGAUCAACGUUUGUUGGGGUGAUCAUAAGCCCUUACAAUCGAAACAACCCUCUUCCAUAUUCCCAGAUUACUUGUCUGGUAAUCAGUGAUGAGACAAGUUCUGAUGGAUCCUAUCGUCUGCCAUACAAGUUUGAAGUCCAAGAAAUGUUGGAGGAACCUCAGUGGGAACUAGUAUUGGAAAAAACUCGAUGGAUAAUUGAGAAAUACAGGCUGUCUCAUAGCUGUGUGCCCAUGGACAAAAUCUUCCAUAGGGAUUCAGACCUGACAUGCCUGCAGAAGCUUCUGGAGUGCAUGAGGAAGACCCUGGACAGUGUAGCAAAUAGCUUCAUUGCUGAAGAAUUCCUGGCACAACUAGAGAACCUAUUCCUUUCAACCUACAAGAAUGAGGAGUGGAAUGAUGCUGCUGAAGAAAAUACCACGUGUCCGAACGACCUCCCUAUAUAAUGGUACUGAAAAAUAUAAGCGCUCACUUUAAAAUAAGGCUGCAAUGCGAACGAGUGACAGGAUCUAGUGUGGCUGAAGAAAAUGAUAAAGAUGGAAUGAAGCAAUCAUGGCAAACUAGGUGACCUCUGACAUGGACUCACUACAAACUAUGUGAACUCUGACGUGAAUAGAACAAUUGCCCCAUGUUGGUUGUUCAAUGAUAAUCUUCCGGUUCAUUCUGGUGUUUGCAACACUACUGUGCAGUCUGUUUCACUGUUCAAUGGAAACUCAGGUGUUAGCAAACAUAUUUGUUCAAUUGAUAAAUUCAGCUGUGUUGUAUAUUGCUGAGAGCUGAAAAAAAGCAACAAACAAUAUUUUUCAUUUAUUCAAUUGUUAGUACUCCUCACGGUCAGUUCCUGCCUUGAGCGUUGUUUUUUGAUGCAUCUCCAGUCCAGUCUUGUUAAAUUGAAUAGCAAAGGAAGAUCAGAAGAAAUAACCCAUCAUACCAAAUCUUGCUAACUAACAGAUUGUAGAUUUGAGAAAUUGGCUAUGCCUGUAAAAUAAGACAUUCCUGCUCAGUGGUCAGACAAUGAGGGAAAAAAUCUGCCAAGCAUGGCUUGCUGGAUAUUAAUGAGCCUAAAAAAAAUUAUUAAGACCAUUCCCCAGAAAACCCAGAUAUAUAAUAAUAAUAAUGAUGAUGAUGAUGAUGAUGAUGAUGAUGACAAUGUACAUAUCCGGCAUUGCCUGGGUAUCGUUGGGAAUGCUGCCUGUCUUUCUCUUCCUUUCCUUCCCUCUCCUCAUACCUUUUUCCCUUUGGGUUGCUGUAAGUUUUCCGGGCUGUAUGGCCAUGUUCCAGAAGCAUUCUUUUCUGGUGUUUGGCCUGCAUCUAUGGCAUUGAAUGCUAAUCAUGGUGGCCAAUUGAAAUAUUCACAUCUGACUCAAGCAGACAAGAGUUCGUUCUCCUUAUUCCACAGAUAUAUAAACCCAAUUUUCCUAGUUUCUAACAGACCUCACAACCUCUGAGGAUGCCUGCCAUUGAUGUGGGUGAAACAUCAGGAGAGAAUGCUUCAGGAACAUGGCCAUAUAGGCCAGAAAACUCACAGCAGCCCAGUGAUUCUGGCCAUGAAAGCCUGACAACACUUUUCCCCUAUCUUUUUCUUCCUUUGUUCCCUCCUUUUUCUUUCUCCUUUCCCUCCAUACACAUGCCAUCUAUCUUUCUUAGUGACAGCACAGAAGGCCAUUUCACCUAGCAACAGCCUUUAUAGUACAGACAUACACACAUGCCGACAUUAACUCUUAGAUAGAUAGAUGGAUAGAUUUCUAUUCUCUUUUGAUUCAGCUGCUUUGCACUUUAAUCAAGAUAUAAAAGUAGAAUAUAAACAAACAAAUACAACAGCAGCAACAACAAUAGUAUAUAAAGGACACAAAGGAGCCAGAAAGCCUCAAAAGGAUUAAAAGAACAAUAGUAUUAGGUGGGCCUUUUUUUCGGAGCCAGAUCUUACUAUCUAAGUGCAAAUUGUAGAUUUGCAAAAUUUGCAAUGAGUGUAUAAUAAGCCGUUCUUGCUCAGUGAUCAGAAAGUGAGGAAAGCUUACGGAGUAGUAUAAAGUAAGGAUAUUCCCCAUAAAAAUAAAGAAAUACAUACUAAAAUACAAAAUAUGUAAAAGAUACAAUGGAGCCAAAAAGCCCCAGAAGAAUUAAAAGAACAAUAAUAGCAUCACACUCCAGGUGGGCCUUGUUUUGUGAAGCCAAGCAUUGAAAUUUACCUCCUUUAGUCCUUGGCUUUGCUAGGCCAGGUGUAAUUAAGCCAGCAUGCUAAUUGUGCGUCGUAAGCAUAUCCAUCCAAGUAUGCAUGAUAACACUUUUUCCCCUAAAUGGAGACUAUAUUCAAUCAAAUGGUCAACAUAAUAAAGAUUCCAGAAUCAUAGUACAAUAAGUGAAGUUGUCUCAACGUGGCAGUAAUCUUUUGGGUUAAUUUAUACUAGAGUUGACCCAUUGAGAAAACUAGUCAAAAAUGAUUUAGUUUUGUCCCUAAAUGUGUAUCUGUUGCAUAUGCUAUAGCCACUUAUUUAUCCUAGUGAAAGACUAUAGCACGUAUGGGCCAACUUGGGCCCUCCAGGUGUUUUGUACUACAAUUCCCACAAUUCCUAACAGCCACUGACUGUUAGGAAUUAUGAGAGUUGUAGUCCAAAACACCGGAAGGGCCCAAGUUGGCCCACGCCUGCUCUAUAGUGUGGUGCCAAGUGAUAUUUCAAAUACUCUUUUUAUAAAAAAUGUAUACAUCCAUGUUGUAAAUGUGUGUUGUAAAUAUUGUGUAUUUGUACAGAAAAGACUCAAUACGUUUACUUGACCCCCCGCCCCCUUCCAUGUAAAAGCACAGUAGAGAGACAUCCGCCUCGUAAUAUUACAUUUUAUCCCAGUAAUCAGGAGUAAAACUCGUAAGUAUAAACAAUGGAAAAAAAUUCUUCUCACAGCCAUACUUCAAUAAAAUGUGGAAAUGUUUCAACUGUA